UGAAUUUCUGUCGAUAAGAUAUCAAAGAUUUUUCUAUUUUGUUUUUUUUUUAUCAAAAGAUUCGUCAUUGACUGGCAACUGCGAAAGUUAUCAUCGCCAUUAACGUAGAAGCAUCUAAAGUCGGAAGACACAAAUCGACAAUGUCACCACCAUCCCAAGUAAAGCGGAAUACAAAGCAACACAAAUUUAUUGUGGCCGUAACGGUUGUCUCGUUUUGUGCCACAGCUCUAACCAUAUUCUCAUUCGCCAGUGAUCAUUGGUUAGAAGCUACAGCAGUACUGACAGAACGUUUACAGAGCCAUGUCAACUAUGGCCUGUUUAAAGGUUCCAUCGAAAGGCAACAACUGGCAUCCACAUUAAAAUUCCCAUUGACAGUCGUCUGUGAUUUCGAUCUCAACCUCUGCAUGUACAGCUGCCAGCAGGAUUUAGAGCGAAGAAAAGUCGAGCUAAAACGUGUCAUCAAUGGCGAAGACCUGGAUCCAUGCGAACAAAGUAAAGACUACAAACGAAAGAAACUAAGCCGCAACCCCCAGGCGAAGAAUUUCACCAAAGCAUUAGCCCUAUAUAAAUCGCCAACCCGUGCUCCUUGUAUGCCCUCAUCCAUUCAUCUCUGCUGUAUAUUGUUUCUGAGUUUACAACUCACCUUCUCGCUUAUGGCCUUCGUCUGUUCCGGCAUCAAUAUGAAAUGGCAUCCUGUCGAACGAAUAUUCAACAUCUUUGGGCUUUUCAUUUGGAAUGCCAUCGCAGCUGGAUGUUGUUUUUGGUGUUUGGCCCUAUGGGCUGCCAUGUUUGGCAGCCAUUUGCGUUACAACAUUGCCGUUACUGACACCUUACGUCAACAGCUCAAUUUCACAUCUGAAGGAUAUGCCAGCUUAGGUGGUGCCUAUUAUUCGGUGGUUGUUGUCAUGAUCUUGCACAUCAUUAAUCUUGCUUUGCUAUUUGCGAGGCAGCGAUAUUUUAUGGAUGGACAACCACAUAACGCGGUAGCGAAUAACAUCAAUAUUGACGAUGCCGAACCUAGAUUAGAAUUCUAUUGAUUUUCUGUAUAUUAUAUAUUUGAAAUAUAAGGCAAAGUUUGUUAUUAUGUGUAUAUAGUACAGGGUGAG
Musca domestica (house fly) is the source of this 1106-nucleotide messenger RNA. RefSeq lists its product as uncharacterized. NCBI's taxonomy places the organism in Eukaryota, Metazoa, Arthropoda, Insecta, Diptera, Muscidae. Bases 141 to 1037 code for a protein of 298 amino acids. The transcript is spliced from 3 exons. The record is from RefSeq and is a predicted model, not a curated record.